AGAAAUUGCAGGUCUCUGCUUCCAGCAAUGAAGCUUCUCAACACCAUCUUGGUUUACCGCAGGCUGAUCCUCAUCAUCCUCACCCUACUGCUUUUAUUGCCAUUGCCUUUAACAAUCCAAACUAAAGAAGCAGAAUGUGCAUAUACCCUCUUUGUGGUUGCCAUCUUUUGGAUCACAGAAGCUUUACCUCUGUCUAUAACAGCUUUGCUGCCUGGCUUAAUGUUCCCCUUGUUUGGAAUCAUGCCUUCUAAGGACGUGGCAUCUGCUUAUUUCAAAGAUUUUCACCUACUGCUAAUUGGAGUCAUCUGUUUGGCAACAUCAAUAGAAAAAUGGAAUUUACACAAGAGAAUAGCUUUAAGAAUGGUGAUGAUGGUGGGUGUGAACCCUGUAUGGCUUACGCUGGGGUUCAUGAUCAGCACUGCCUUCUUGUCUAUGUGGCUUAGCAACACCUCUACUGCUGCCAUGGUGAUGCCCAUCGUAGAGGCUGUAGCUCAGCAGAUCAUCAGUGCUGAAGCAGAGAUUGAGGCCACACAGAUGACUAAUUUCAGUGGACCUACCAACCAUGGAUUGGAAAUUGAUGGUAUCAAGUUUCAGUAUGGCCACAAAAGUGAUGACUGCCUUGAAAAAAAUGACCUGAAAGAGAAAGCUCCUCCAGCUUCAAGAUACCGUAAUGAUGCAAGGAAAAGCUCAGGCAAGAUGGAGUCAGAAAAGAACUCAGAAGGUGGAAGAUAUCGGACACGGAAAGACCACAUGAUGUGCAAACUAAUGUGUUUGUCCAUUACUUACUCUUCUACCAUUGGAGGGCUGACUACUAUCACAGGCACGUCCACCAACUUGAUCUUUGCUGAGCAUUUCAAUUUACGAUAUCCAGACUGUCAGUGCAUCAAUUUUGGAUCUUGGUUUUUGCUUUCCUUUCCUGUUGCCAUUAUUCUUCUAUUCUUGUGCUGGAUCUGGCUUCAGUGGUUUUUCCUUGGUUUCAACUUAAAAGAAAUGUUCAAGUGUGGCAAGACCAAAACAAUGAAAGAACAAGCCUGUGCUAAUGUUAUUAAGGAAGAGUACCAAAAACUUGGGCCAAUGAGGGUUCCCGAGAUUAUAACCUUGGUCCUCUUCAUAAUAAUGGCCCUGUUAUGGUUUAGCCGAGAUCCUGGCUUUCUUCCUGGUUGGUCCUCACUUUUUUCACAGUAUUCAGGCUUUGCUACAGAUUCAACUGUUGCCUUAAUCGUAGGCAUGCUUUUCUUCUUGAUUCCAGCCAAGAAAUUGACUAAAACUACACCUACUGGAGAAAUCAUUGCUUUUGAUUACUCUCCGCUGAUUACUUGGAAAGAAUUCCAGUCAUUCAUGCCCUGGGACAUAGCUAUUCUUGUGGGUGGUGGGUUUGCCCUGGCUGACGGCUGUGAGCAUUCGGGAUUAUCUUUGUGGAUUGGCCAACAACUAACACCUCUGGGCUCAUUACCAGUUUGGUCAAUUAUCCUUAUAUCUUCUUUGCUUGUCACUUCUUUAACAGAAGUAGUCAGCAAUCCAGCUACCAUUACCCUUCUCCUACCCAUAUUGGCACCAUUGGCUGAAGCUAUUCAUGUGAACCCCCUCUAUGUUUUGCUACCUUCUACUCUAUGUACUUCAUUUGCAUUCCUCUUACCAAUAGCAAAUCCCCCCAAUGCCAUCGUCUUUUCCUAUGGCCAUCUGAAAGUCAUUGAUAUGGUUAAAGCUGGUUUGGGCAUUAAUAUUGUAGGUGUUGCUGUAGUGAUGCUUGGCAUCUUCACAUGGAUGGUACCCAUGUUUGACCUCCAUACAUAUCCUAGUUGGGCUCCUGAAAUUACGAAUCAUACAUUGCCUUGA
Trichosurus vulpecula (common brushtail) is the source of this 1836-nucleotide messenger RNA. RefSeq names its product solute carrier family 13 member 1 (gene SLC13A1). Gene Ontology annotation, biological process: monoatomic anion transmembrane transport. Lineage: Eukaryota; Metazoa; Chordata; Mammalia; Diprotodontia; Phalangeridae. Bases 28 to 1836 code for a protein of 602 amino acids. Gene Ontology annotation, cellular component: membrane. Gene Ontology annotation, molecular function: sodium:sulfate symporter activity. The transcript is spliced from 15 exons. The record is from RefSeq and is a predicted model, not a curated record.